UGCCUUUAUUUUAAUCCACGAAAAGCCAGUGAGUUGGCGGGCGCAACAAUGGCUGCAUAUGCGCAGUUUGGAUACGCUGGCUACCCGACGGCAAAUCAGCUGACGACCGCCAAUACCGACAGCCAGAGCGGCCAUGGCGGCGGUUCGCCGCUGUCCGGGACGAACGAGGCCUCGCUGAGUCCCUCGGGCGGCUCGACGGCCACCGGCCUGACCGUCGGCCCUUUGAGUCCAGGUGCCGUCUCCCAGUCCUCGCACCAUGCGGGUCACAAGGGUCUGUCCACAUCGCCGGUGGAGGAUACCGUAGUUGGCGGUGCCGAGGUGCCCGGCGGCCUGUCAUCUGCCGCUGCUGCUGCCGCCGCCCAGGAUAUGGCCGGCGGGCGUGGGGGAUCCUGCUGCGAGAACGGCAGACCCAUCAUCACUGACCCGGUGUCCGGCCAGACGGUCUGCUCCUGCCAGUACGAUCCGGCCAGGCUGGCCAUUGGUGGCUACUCACGGAUGGCACUGCCCUCCGCCGGCGUGGGCGUCUACGGUGGCCCGUAUCCCUCGAACGACCAGAACCCCUAUCCCAGCAUCGGUGUGGACAACUCGGCGUUCUACGCACCUCUGAGCAAUCCCUACGGCAUCAAGGACACCAGUCCCAGCACCGAGAUGAGCGCCUGGACCUCGGCGAGUCUGCAGUCAACCACCGGAUACUAUUCUUACGACCCCACGCUGGCGGCCUACGGAUACGGACCCAACUAUGAUCUCGCCGCCCGGCGGAAGAACGCCACCCGCGAGUCCACGGCCACGCUGAAGGCCUGGCUGAGUGAGCACAAGAAGAAUCCGUAUCCCACGAAGGGCGAGAAGAUCAUGCUGGCCAUUAUCACCAAGAUGACGCUCACCCAGGUCUCCACCUGGUUUGCCAAUGCCCGACGGCGGCUGAAAAAGGAGAACAAGAUGACCUGGGAGCCCAAGAAUAAGACCGAGGACGAUGAUGAUGGCCUCAUGUCGGACGACGAGAAGGAGAAGGAUGCGAGCGAUGGCGGAAAGCUGGCCAGCGAAGCCUUUGAUCCGGGCAGUCAACUCAUCAAAUCCGAGCUGGGAAAGACGGAGAAGGAGUCGGAGAGCGUCGACCAGAAGCUGGACCUCGAACGGGAGCCGCACAAUCUGGUGGCCAUGCGGGGCCUGGCUCCGUAUGCCACUCCACCCGGCGCCCAUCCCAUGCAUGCGGCCUACAGCUCGUAUGCGCAAUCCCACAACACGCAUACGCACCCCAAUCCCCAUCCGCACUCGCAUCCGCAUGCCCAGCAGCUACAGCUCCACCAGCAGCAGCAGCACCAACAGCACCAGCACCAGCAACAGCACCAGCAGCUCCAGCAACAGCAGCAGCUCCACCAGCAGCAGCUGGAGCAGCCAUACUACCAUCCCGGCUACGGCCAGGAUGCGGAGUCGGCGGGGGACUUUGCGGCCCAAAAAAACCCGCUGAGCAGAGACUGUGGCAUCCCAGUUCCGGCGAGCAAGCCCAAGAUCUGGAGCGUGGCCGACACAGCCGCCUGCAAGACGCCGCCGCCCACCGCGGCGUAUCUCGGCCAGAACUUUUAUCCGCCGGCGGAGCAGCUGCACCACCACAGCCACAGCCAGCACCACCACCAGCAGCAGCAACAGCAGCAGCAGCAGCUCCACUCGAUGGAGCUCGGUUCGCCGCUGAGUAUGAUGAGCAGCUACGCCGGCGGAUCGCCAUAUUCGCGGAUACCUACGGCGUACACCGAGGCCAUGGGCAUGCAUCUGCCCACCAGCAGCAGCAGCCAUUCCGGGAGCAGCAGCAGCUCCUCCUCCGGCAAGGUGGCGCCCACCCCUAUCAGCGUCCAUCCGCAUCCACGGCCGGUGGGGUUUCCCGAGAUUCAGCCCGAUACGCCGCCCCAGACGCCGCCCACUAUGAAGCUGGGGGGAGGCGGCCACAACAGCAGCAGCGGGAGCAGCAGCAGCGGCAGCAGCCACAGCCACAGUUCCUCGAUCCAUUCCGCUGCUCCGGUGACGGUGGCUUCCAUGGUCAACAUUUUGUACAGUAACGAGGCGGCGGCAGCUGCGGCGGCGGGCUACGGCCACGUACAUGGAGUGGGGGGACAUGGUCACGGAGUGGGGCAUGGGGCCUACCUAACGGAGGGCCGUUCCGGGUCGUAAGCCCGAUGGACCGUGGACCAGUUACCAGAUACCAAAUAGAAAAGCGAAACUAUUUACACAUUUCGAUGGCGGGACAAGUGCAACUAGGCGACUACGAUUACGAUUACGAUAACGAUUACCAGAUAGCGAUAACUACACUAAUUAUUUUGCAAUAAAUGUAGCUUAAGUACGGCAAUAAAACUUUAUUUCCUACCAUAUCAUAGAUUAUUUCGCUUUAUAACUUUAAUUAGCAUAUUUACACUCGGCCGCUGAAAUAAUUCAGAGACGACGCUGCGACGCACACACGUCUCCGUAUCCAAAGGGGAGAACUGGAAGUGGCUGUGGCUGCGGAUUUCGUGGGGUGGAGCCGGAGCCGAAGCACCCACUUUGUCAUGUUCUACGUGCGGGCCUGAGUCACCCGACUUGGGGUUUAAUGACUCGAAAUAAACGCACACCACACGCUCAUUCAUCUUUCCGGAGGCGAGGCGAGGCGAGGUGGGGAGUGGAGUCUUGGGCGUCACACCAAUAAUAUAAUAAUGCCAGCUCUUACUACUCCACCGCGCCAUAAAUCAGCAGAACCAGAAACAGAAACAGAACCAGAAUCUUUGUCUUAGCCUGGCACUAACAUUUCCUACCUUAAGUGCUUAAUCCACACUACUUAAUAAUUUUAAACGGCAGCCGCAUUUAGAUCUUAAGCAACCUUCAAGUUGUAUUAAUGCUAAAUAUCCUAAAUUAUACACCCCGUAAGACUCUUAAUAGUUAGCUUAAGACCCUUUUGCCUAACCCUUCGACUCUAUAUUCUCUCGGCCAAAUAAUUAAGCCACACACACAUAAAUAGUUACUUAAUCGUAAAACAUGUAAUUAGACAUCUUACGCGUUUGAUAUAUUUGUAGAGGAAUUUAAGUAUCUGUGAUAUAUGCAUAUAAACGUACUAAACAAGCAAUUAGCUGCGGUCAUUUAGUUAAUUCACACAUACUUCUUAUACAUACUAAAUGCGAAAAAUGCACAAGCAACUGGUUCGAGACACUUCUAAUGGCAUACAUUUUGUAAUUGUAAAUAGUAUUUAUGUAAAUUUGCAAAUUUAAUGAUAAAUAAAGUUGAAUUAAUAUCA
Messenger RNA from Drosophila kikkawai, 3250 nucleotides. RefSeq names its product caupolican (gene caup). The record is from RefSeq and is a predicted model, not a curated record. Gene Ontology annotation, biological process: regulation of transcription by RNA polymerase II; cell development; neuron differentiation. Gene Ontology annotation, cellular component: nucleus. Gene Ontology annotation, molecular function: RNA polymerase II cis-regulatory region sequence-specific DNA binding; DNA-binding transcription factor activity, RNA polymerase II-specific. NCBI's taxonomy places the organism in Eukaryota, Metazoa, Arthropoda, Insecta, Diptera, Drosophilidae.